Molecule: messenger RNA, 5341 nt
Organism: Anolis sagrei ordinatus
Lineage: Eukaryota; Metazoa; Chordata; Lepidosauria; Squamata; Anolidae
Gene: TP53BP1
Product: tumor protein p53 binding protein 1
Biological process (GO): positive regulation of transcription by RNA polymerase II; DNA damage checkpoint signaling
Cellular component (GO): nucleus
Molecular function (GO): histone binding
Source: RefSeq, a predicted model, not a curated record
UCCUCCUCCUCCUCCCGGCAUGCUUCGCGCGCACCCCUCUCCCUCCCUGGCGAACAUGGAGGCCGCGGAAGGAGAAGGCUUGGGUGAGGCGGGGGCCCUGUCCGUGCCCUUCGCGGCCGAAGGAAGAGGAGCCCCCCCUCCUUCCAGGGGAGAAGAAGGAGAAGAAAAAGAAAAUGGGGGGAAUGGGGAGGCGGUGGGCCCCGCCCCACAAGGCCUUGCAGCCCCUCUGCCAGAAGAAGAAGAAGGAGGAGGAGGAGGAGGAGAACCCUCCUUUGGCUCCUCCUCACAGCUGCCCUGGGGGGCCCUGGAGCUUUCCCAGAGCCAGGAUCUUCUGGGAGGAAGUGGAGAAGGAGCUGGAAUAGGAAGCAAGGAGGAGGAGGAAGAGGAGAGCCAGAGCCUGAGUCUGAAGGCAGCAGCCAAGGAGGAGAAUGGAGGCAUAUGCCAGGAGAGACAAGACUUGCCAGGCCCCUCAGGAGCCACCAAAGCUGCCCAGGAGAGAGAGCACAGCAACAUCAAGGAGAAGGAGGAGGAGGAACACGCCCAGAGCUGUGCAGGUGGAGGAGGUGUGGCAGCAGGGGGUGAGGUGACAGGAUCGGGGAGAGGCAGCCCUGAGAGGUCAGGCUCCUUGCUGAGUGGCAUCCCCAACCUUCUGUCCCACCACAAAGAAGAAGAAAUCCAUCGUCCCUCUUCUCCCAAAGCGCCUGGAGUGGCUGGUCCCCCUGGCUGGCAGUCUCAAGAGGCAGAGCUUGAAUCCACACAAGAGGAUCUCUUUGGCCAGUGUCAUAGUGACAGCAGCUGCAUUGGACCCGUCGCAGACGAGGCUGGCCCUCUCGCUCCUACUCCUGCUGAUCCGCUGCAGGUCCUUCACCUCUCAGGACAGGGGCCACUCUCUGGCUGUGUUUCAGAGCCUGCUCUGCCGUCUUGCGGUGUCUGGGAACCCGUCCCUCUCAUCGUCCCACGAAGCCCAACAAAUUCCUGUACAGGAGCCGGGAAGCAGGAAGAGGACUCGGCGGAGGCGCUGCCCCAGGCCCCCAGCCCCCUGUCUCCCACAUCCGUUCCCAUCCCAUCCCUGCCAGACUUUUCCCAUGACACCUUUCUUCCAACUCCAAGCUUGGAGCAGGGGUCCAAGGCACAAGCAGAGAAAGGCAGCUCUGGUGUGGUUGCUUUGCCAGCAGCUGGGAGCUUAGAAGCGCCUGAGGUGGGAGCCGAGGUCCUCUCCAGCCUGGUGGAAGGCCCCAUUCUGCAGCUUCCAGGUGAAGCCUGUGUUUUGGCCCUUUCUGAGAGUGAGUGCAGCCGGUCUGCUGAGAUGGAGGGACAGAGCGUGAUGCUGCCAGAGGAAGAGGCGGAACCAUAUUCCGGAGAGAGACCUGCCCAGACCAUUGGCCCCAGCCAGCAUCUACUGAGCGCAGACAGUCAGAAUCUGCUUUAUGGCCCUUCUAAAGACCCGUCUCCUGUCCAAGAUGGGGAUGGGGGGACUGUCAGGAAUCAGGGCUGCCUGGAGGAUCCCUUCAUUGGGGAGGGAGAGGCCAUCCCAGAGGUGCCUCGGGAGGAGGAGCCACAGGAAGCUAUGUUGCUAAGCGGAGGGGUCACUUCCCCAGAAGAACAGAUGACAGGACAAAUUGGAUGCUCUGCAGAACCUCUGGACAUAGUUCCGCUGGCGGCUGGAGACAUGGCCACAGCGGACGCUACAGAAGAACCCCCUGGCCAGGCCCCGUUUUUUACCAGCCCUGGGACAGCACUGCAACUUUCUAGUUCCCAGAGUCCUCCAGCUGAGGGCCCAGAGGGCCCAGGACCCCUGAGCACGGAGCUUCCUGCAGGCCAAAUGAAGGAGGCUUCAGAGGAGGAGGAGAGUGCUGUGCUGCUCAGGAUGGCCCAGCAGGAGCCAGACGAAGCUAUGUCGGCAGCCUGUUCCGCACAGAGCAGCGACGAGGUGCCAGCAGCCUUGCCUGGAAGCCAGCCAGGGGCCAGCAGUAAGGAGAUCAUGAUGGGCCACCUGCCUGGGAAGCAGGAGGAAGAGGCAGCAGCAGGAGCAGCCGAGGGGGCUGAAGAGGGGCAGUGGAGCCAAGCCCCCAAUCCCUCAGCUGACCUGGUGGUUGAAGGCCCCUCCUUCCAAAAAGAGGGAUCAGCGGCGCUUCCUCCUCUGGCAGGCUUCACUCCGCCCCUCAUUGGCCGGCUGAAGAGGACUCCCCGGCACAGCACUCCCAAUGAGGUUGGGGGCUGCCCAGACAGCAGCAUUGCCACCAGCAACAUCACGGCUGAAAGUGCCCAUGCAGUGACUCUGGAGAGUCCUUUGGCCUCGGCAGAGAUGGAGGAGGAGAGCGGCCAAGGGGCAGCCGGACGGGGUGGCCAGGKGGUGGAGGCAGCGGAGGAGAAGCUGUCCUUGCAGAUSGGCCUGGGGACCCCAGUGGCCGAAGAGAGCGAGGGCUCCCUGCCCUUCAGCCUGGAGAAACCUGCAGCCGAUCYAGAGAAGAAUGGGUCUCUCCCGGGAACUGUUUCCAGGGCUCAGAAAAUGCCCUCCGUCUUUGCUCGUGUCUAUGAAGCCCUGCAUGCCGGCCAGCCUCAAGGUCCAAAGCGGCCAAGCUCACCAUUCAGGGGAGACCUGUUCCAUUUCCCAAAUUCCCGGGAGGAAGAGGAGGAGAGGAACGAGAAGGAGGAACAUGUACCUGGGGUCAGGCAGAACACAGAGCGGCUGGGUCCCCAGUCUUGUGGGCAGGCACUGCAUGGAGACGGCCCAGAUGGAUGUCCUGAGGAGGAGGAGGUGGAAGAGGCCAUGGAGACAGAAACUGUGGGGGCGCAAGAGGGGGAGGCCGGGCAAAGGGAAGCAAAGGGGCCAGGCACUCCCCUCCCUGCAAAAGGGAGUGAUCCCACCCACAGCCCCAGGCCUCCCCCCAGCAGUGGGAUCCGAGGCCCAGCGAGCAUUGUGUCUGUGGCCACGCAGACGAGGGCUUGCGUUCGGGCGGAAGUGGGCACCAGCAUGGCCCAGGUUCAGCCUGAAAUGCAUGAUGCGGAAGUGCAGACAGAAGAGGGGCAGAGGGGAACUCCCGGCAGGGCACAGACUGCAGAUGUGCCACACAACCAGAACGAUGAGGAAGACUUGACUUCACCCUGCCAGCCAAAAGUCAACAUCUUGCAGCGCCACGUGCGGACCGUCCGUGAAGUGCGCACUGUUGUGACGCGGGUCAUCACAGAAGUCUACUAUAAGGAUGGGGCUGAAGUGGAGCGCAAAGUGGUUGAGGAAAGUGAGGAGCCUGUUGUAGAACGCCAAGAGUCCGAGGUGGCUCUCUCUCCGUCCCGCACAGCAGGAUCCUCUUUGACCCCUGGAGACCUGGGGGACAUCAGCUCCUUUUCCUCCAAGUCCUCCGGGCCCCAGCAGGCCUCCAGUGGAGGGAGCGGUGCCUCCUCCUUCAUCAACAGUGGCAUCAUCGCUGGCCAAGGAGUGGGGCCCCAAGACUCUCUCUUGCCAGGUGUCAGGAAGCCCAGCCCCAGGAAGGGAGGACUGCUGACCCAGCGGGACCACAGAGCAGCUGAAAGGCACCAGGAGGAGGAAGGUCUGGAAGGGAGUGCGAGGCCGGUGCACCGUGGGCAGGGGAGAAGGGCCCGCCCUGCAGCACGAGGCACAGGGAAGAGGGGCAGCGCAUCCGUGACAGAAAACCACUCUGUGCCUCCGCCCGAGGCUUCUCUCCAUUGCCGCAGCGGCUCUCCCGAAAUCCCUCUGCAGGAGCCGCCCCCUCCCCACUCGCCCUCCUCCUCCUUGCCCUCCUCCCCCUCUAAGGACAGCCUUGUGGGCCUCAGGGUGGUGGCCAAGUGGUCCUCCAAUGGCUACUUCUACUCUGGCACCAUCACCCAGGACGUGGGGGGCACCAAGUACAAGCUGCUCUUUGAUGACGGCUAUGAGUGUGAGGUCCCGGGGCGGGACAUCCUCCUCUGCGACCCGCUCCCCCUGGAGACUGAGGUGACGGCCCUCUCGGAGGACGAGUACUUCAGCGCCGGGGUGGUGAAAGGCCACCGGCAGGAGCUCGGGGAGCUCUUCUAUUGUGUGGAGAAGGACGGGCAGCAGAAGUGGUACCGGCGGGCGGCCGUCAUCCUGUCCCUGGAGCAAGGGAACAGACUGAGGGAACAGUUUGGGCUGGGCCCCUUCGAGCCCCUCACCCCUUUAGCAAAGGCUGCCGACAUCAGCCUCGACAACCUUGUGGAGGGGAAGCGGAAGAGACGCAACAUGGGCUCCCCGGGCCCUUCCCUCCGGACGGGGCUCCUCCUCCGCAAGGCUCCAGACAGCCCCCAGUCACCUCAUCGUAAGAGGAAACUGGCCUCCUCAGAUGGGGAGCAGUCGCCUGCCAAGCGAGGACGCAAGGCAAAUCCCCCCACGACGACAGCGUCAGGGCUUGCUGGUGCCAAGGUGACCGGGAGCCCCACCUGCAGCGUUGGGGACCCAGGAGCAGCUGAUGAACGGUGGGGGCCUCUGCCUCAGAACAAGGCCCUCUUCUUGGGCUACGGCUUCCUCUUGACGGUAGCCAGCCCCACGGACAGACCCUCCAGUGGCCAGGCGCUUGCUGUGAGCUCCGGAGAAGAAGAAGAGUUACUGGUGACAACGCCAUACAAUCAAAGCUAUGUUGAGCUGCAGUUAAAGACAGGAGGUGGUAUCAUCCUGGAGGACUUCAAGGACAGCCAGUGCAGCGCAGGCUUCCAGUGCCUCCUGGUAGCGGACCGCCCUUGCCGCACUCGGAAGUACCUCCUGUGCCUCGCCAGAGGGAUCCCAUGCGUCUCCCACGUCUGGGUCCACGACAGCUGCCACGCCAACCAGCUGCAGAACUACAAAGAUUACUUGCUGCCUGCUGGAUACAGCCUCCUGGAACAGAGGAUGCUGGAGUGGCGACCGCGGAAGGACCCCUUCCACAAACUGAAGGUGCUCCUGGUGUCAGAUGAGCCGCAGGACUUUUUGGAAUUUUGGUCUGAGAUUCUCAUGACUGGAGGAGCUGCAUCUGUGAAGCAGCAGACAUCGGCUUCAUGGAGCAAAGACGUAGGCCUGGGCCUCUUUGAUGUGCUGGUGACGGACAACUCCUGCCCAGCGGCCAUCUUAACGUGUGCGGAGGCGCUGGCGCUGCCGGUUGUGUCCCAGGAGUGGGUGGCCCAAAGCCUUGUUGCCGGGGAGCCAGUGGGGUUCCAGCUCCUGGCCUUUGCACCCCAAGGGCACUCCAGUUGAAGAAGCUCCCUUGCAAUGGUUUUAACUUUUUGUGUCAAUUAAGCCCCUGUGCAUGAAGAUGAUGUGCUUGUAUAUACUUUUGACUUCUGAACUUCCACGAUGAUGGAAAAAAUAAAUACUGGCUUUCUUGUUGUUGUGGUA